AUGCCGCCCCCGUCCGCGUCGUCCCGUCUUGUGUUUGUAUCUGCAGACCUGAAAUUGAUCACAGCUGAAUCUGGACAGGACGUCACUCUGACAUGUCGAGCUCCAGACAACAACAUCAAUACUUUAGAAUGGAGCAAACCUGACCUGGGAGAUAAGAAUGUCUAUUUGUACCAGAAUGGCCAAUUCAAACCAGAUCACCAGCAUCCAUCUGUUAGGAACCGGGCGGAUCUGCAGAACAGACAGAUGAUGGAUGGAGACGCGUCUUUGAUUCUGAAGGAUGUGACAAUUGGUGACACUGGAACAUACGAGUGUCGUGUCAACAUGGAAGGAAAAAACCGCAAGGACGCUAAACCCGUCAGUGUCUUCUACCUCCAUGUUGAUCCUCCAGGAGCACACAAAGACAAUAAACCUGUUAAAAUUGACCCUCCACGUGUUGUUCCUCCAGCUCAGAAAGGAGGAUCUGGUGGACUGAAAGCUGGUCUGGUAGUUCCUGCUGUGCUUCUUGUUGCUGCUACUGUUGUUGGUUUUUGAAAAGAAACACCAACAACAGCAGCAACAAGAAGAAAACAGUCUCAAGGUUCAAAUGAGCGUUCUGCUGAACAACAGAGCGGACAACCUCUUCAGACUUAAGAUCAUCAACCAAUAAACAUCAUAGACGUCAAACACUCAGAGUUUGGAUUUCUUUCUCAUUUCUCUGAUGAUCAUCAUGUUCAGACUCAGACCAACAGUGUGUGUCUGUGCUGUCUGUCAGUGAACCUGAACUACAGUUUAUUCAUCUUCAUGUUGUUCAUGAGAUUUACUGACACAAAGUCAAACUGUGUUACAAACAUAAAUGAAUUUAUAUGAUAUUAUCUCAGAAUAUAUGCACGUUUUGUUUUUUAGCUUCAUGUUCAGCGGCUGGUUGUAAGAAAAACUAAAGAUCAGCUGUUACAGUAUAAUUGUUGUUCUGUGAAUUAUAGACUAUUAAUAAUCUGGCUCAUUGUUCAGCUACAACCACUUUGGUUGACAUUACUUAUUAUUCUCUUUUUGUAUAAAAUGUUGAAUUUUACAGCUUACGGAGCAAAAUUGUGUAAAAGUAAAAAUUUGUGUAGUUACAGACUCAUAUUUCUUCUCUGAUCCUGAACCUUUCUAACCCCUUUCAUUUAACAUUUCCUCCAGUGAAUCUUUGUAAAUCCAAAUUUCUUCAUCUAUGUUAAUAAAGAUUUACAUUUAUACCUGC
Maylandia zebra (zebra mbuna) is the source of this 1219-nucleotide messenger RNA. Its product is annotated as programmed cell death 1 ligand 1. The record is from RefSeq and is a predicted model, not a curated record. Gene Ontology annotation, cellular component: external side of plasma membrane. Gene Ontology annotation, biological process: T cell costimulation; positive regulation of T cell proliferation; negative regulation of T cell proliferation. NCBI's taxonomy places the organism in Eukaryota, Metazoa, Chordata, Actinopteri, Cichliformes, Cichlidae.